Messenger RNA from Chelmon rostratus (copperband butterflyfish), 4190 nucleotides. RefSeq names its product inhibitor of nuclear factor kappa-B kinase subunit alpha-like. Gene Ontology annotation, biological process: peptidyl-serine phosphorylation; positive regulation of transcription by RNA polymerase II; tumor necrosis factor-mediated signaling pathway. Gene Ontology annotation, molecular function: IkappaB kinase activity; ATP binding. Bases 128 to 2416 code for a protein of 762 amino acids. The transcript is spliced from 22 exons. Gene Ontology annotation, cellular component: IkappaB kinase complex; cytoplasm. Lineage: Eukaryota; Metazoa; Chordata; Actinopteri; Chaetodontiformes; Chaetodontidae. The record is from RefSeq and is a predicted model, not a curated record.
GGUGACGUCACGCAGGAAAGUACACAUUCGCACGGUUCUGCAUUGACCAGAAAACAACAAGGCUGCACACAUCUCUACCGAGAACAGCUCAUGACACUUUCAUAGAAACCCGAGCUUAGUUACAACAAUGGAGAAACCUCCGUUCAGGCAGAACCAGAACUGCGGAGACUGGGAGCUGAAAGAGAGGCUGGGCAUGGGCGGGUUUGCCCAUGUUUACCUCUAUCAACAUCAUGAAACAAAUGAAAAACUAGCUGUGAAAAUGUGCCGUCUCGAGCUCACGGCAAGGAAUAAGGACAGAUGGAGCAGAGAAAUCCAGAUCAUGAAAAAGUUAAAUCACAUCAAUGUCGUGACAGCCCGAGAUGUCCCGGAGGAAGUGAAGCACAUAGCCUUAAACGAUCUUCCACUGCUGGCCAUGGAGUACUGCUCCAGGGGAGACCUGAGGAAGAUGCUGAGCAAACCUGAAAACUGCUGCGGUCUGAAAGAGAGCGAAGUGCUUUCAUUACUCAAUGAUGUUGGAUCUGGUAUCCAGUAUCUGCACGAGAACAAGAUCAUACACAGAGACCUUAAACCUGAAAACAUCGUGCUGCAAGAUAUCAACGGAAAGCUGGUUCACAAGAUCAUUGACUUGGGCUAUGCUAAAGACCUGGACCAGGGCAGUCUGUGUACCUCCUUCGUUGGCACGCUUCAGUACCUGGCACCUGAACUGUUCGAGAAUAAGCCGUACACUGUCACUGUGGACUACUGGAGCUUUGGCACCAUGGUGUUUGAAUGCAGUUGUGGUUUCCGUCCAUUCCUGCACAACCUUCAACCUGUGCAGUGGGCCAGCAAAGUGAGGAACAAAGGUUCAAAAGACAUCAUGGCUGUAGAGGACCUGAACGGAGAAGUCAAGUUCUCCACACACCUCCCCUACCCCAACAACCUGAGCAGCACGCUGUUGGAGCCGAUGGAGGCGCUGCUUCAGCUGAUGCUGAAGUGGGAUCCUGUCCAGAGAGGAGGCAGAGUCAACACCGACACCAAGAAACCUCUGUGCUUUGAAGUGCUGGAGCAGAUACUGAGUAUGAAGGUGGUUCACAUCCUGAACAUGACCACAGCUCAGGUCUACUCCUUCCAGUUGUCUCCUGACGAAAGUCUUCACAGUCUGCAGAAACAAAUUGAGGCCAAGACCAAGAUUGAAGUGGUGAACCAGGAGCUGCUGCAGGAGACGGGAGUGUCACUGGAUCCCAGGAAGCCGGCCGCACAGUGUGUCCUAGAUGGAGUGAGGGGGUGGGACACCUACAUCGUCUACCUGUUCGAUAAGAGCAUCACCACGUACUCUGGUCCCUUCAGUGCCAGACAGCUGCCUGAUAAAGUCAACACUAUCGUUCAAGAGGCUAAAACACAGCUGCCCCUGGUUGUGUUGAAGAAGGUUUGGGGUGAAGCAGUGAGCUACAUCUGCGGCCUGAAGGAGGACUACAGCAGGCUUUUCCAAGGACAGAGGGCUGCUAUGUUGAGUCUCCUGCGCUACAACACCAACCUGACCAGGUGUAAGAACAGCAUGUUCGGCUUCUCUCAGCAGCUGAAGGCCAAGCUGGACUUCUUCAAGAGCAGCAUCCAGUACGACCUGGAGAAAUACAGCGAUCAGAUGCACUACGGCAUAUCGUCUGAAAAGAUGCUGAAAGCCUGGCAGGAGAACGAGGAAAGAGCUGCCGCUUUUGCACAGGUGGCGGAGGUGAGUCAUUUGGACGAUGAGAUCAUGGCUCUGCACUCUGAGAUCGUUGAGCUUCAGAGGAGCCCGUACGCUCGCCGCCAAGGAGACAAGAUGGAGCAGCUAGAAGAAAAAGCGAUUGAGCUCUACAAGCAGCUGAAGAUGAAAUGCAAAACACCUGAACCAGAUGUGAGCAGUGACAGCUCCGAGAUGGUGAAGGCCAUCAUUCAGACGGUGCAGAACCAAGACAAGGUCCUCAAAGAUCUCUACACCCACCUCAGUAAGAUCCUGAUCAGUAAACAGAAGAUCAUCGACUUGUUUCCACGAAUAGAGAAAACCCUGGAGAGCAUCAAGGAUGCUGACAACACAGUGAUGCAGAUGCAGAUCAAGAGACAGAGGGAGUUCUGGCAUUUACUGAAGAUCGCCUGCGCUCAGAACUCAUCGAGGAACUCGAUAGCAGCGAGUCCCGAGUCGUCCAACCUGCUGCAGGUUUCUCAGUGGUCACAGUCAGCACAGCCCGUCAGCUCCCCACACCCCCUAACAUCCCUGCCUGGGCCAAACGACAGUGAUGCUGCACCGCGGCUGCUGCAGGAGAACCAGAGGUACCUCAGUCAGCUGACCAGCCUGAUGCAGGAGGCCGCUGACGAACAGACCAAAAGCAUCGUGGACCAAGACUGGAGCUGGACCAAGUACGAAACUUUAACCACAAAAUUAAAAAAGAGAAACGCGUGAGCGGCGUGGCGUCCUCCGCCCCCCCGCCUGUGCUCCGAGUAACACUACAGACUGUGAGCUGUGAGCGCGGCAGAGCGCCGUCACGCUGUACACUUAAACAUGGACUGAGGAAAAAAAAAAAAACACUGUCCACUCCCAUCGUCUCACGUGGUGGAAACAAUGAAGCUGCGUCACUUCACUCUUUCCUUUCAUCAUAAAUAUCCAGAAAAGCUGAAGAGGCUCAUCUCUACUGUUAUUGCAAAACUGUAGCACCACAUUCGGGGGUUGAGGUGGACUCGUCGCGCCGGAGAGCGUCGGACAGAAACACGGGAACCAGUUCAAGCUUGUGACACACGAGGAAAACACAGGAAGUGGUCGGGGGUGGGGUGGGCCGAGGAGGAAAUCACAAUCGAGCAAACAGCACUUUGAUCCUCCCGCGUGUCCUCGGAUGAAACGUUCCAGGCCGCCAAAAGUGUCGCAGGAUUUACCGUCGCGGCGAGACAGAAGCUGCCGCUCGUAACCGAUUUGAUAUGUUUUACUACGCAGGGCCUGAGCUCUAGAUCCUCUGGAGAUGUUUUUUUAACUCAGUGUUGUACAUCACAGGUCUGUUGUCAUGACACGCUGUGUGCGACAGCGUCUGUUCUGUCCGUCUGUCUUUACAAUCAGUCGUCUCGAUGCUGCGUUCAUGUCACGUACAGAGGAAGCGACGAGUCAGCGGCCGAGUUUCUGUCCAAAACGUUUGACCAGAAUUGCGAAACGAGGAUUUUUAAAAAGCUGUGGAGCUGAUUGUGUUUGAUGCGUCAAUGUGAGGAAGGUUACGGCGUCUUCAUCGCUCCACGCAGACGUGUCUUCAUCUCUCGCUGUUGUUGAAGUCACAUGCCAGUGCACUGUGGCACUUUUUCAUUUUUGGAUAUUUAGAUGAUUCAUUUUGAAUUUCCAUCGUGCGUCUUUGAAGAGGUGAAUGGAAACUUAUUGAUUUAUCACUGAUUGAUUGAAAGAAAAUGAAUGGUCCUUUUUUUUUAAGCUUUAACAUUCAGAGUGAGGAUUUGCCGCUUUUAUAAACUUGGACAAAACAAGCAGUUUUUCACCUGAAGCUCCGAGAAACGAUUUUCUAAUAAUUCUGAAACAAAAACAAAUCAGUGAAUCAAGAAAAUGAUUUGAAUGAAAUCAGACGAUGAAUCGAUUGUUAAACAAGAGUCACAGUUUGAACCGUUUCCCAUCAACCUUUUUAAAGAUAACGUGUUCGUCUCGCCUCAUUCAAGGUUAUUAAACUCACAGUUAAUGGAUUUCGUGCUUUGAUGUCUGAAGCACAAACAUACACAACCUGAAAUCAAAGAGAAACUGAAACCAGAAGAUUUCGCUUCUGAAACGAUCAAUCAGUUAAAACAUUUGCUGACAAUCGAUCAGUCAGCGUCUCCUUACAGAUGUAAACUCUCUGAACUGUGUCCCACAUGACCUGAACGCCACGCACCUCGUUUCCAUCAAACAUCGCCGCUCAGCCGGCAGCUUCGACCGCAGCGAAACGAGCGCGAGCGAUCGGACGCUCGCAGGAACCCGCUGGAGUAAAGUCCUGCAGUUACGCCGUCAGCUUCGGGCCGGACAGAAACGAACCUUCCGAGUGGUAUUUAUGAAGUUCAAUGGAAAAGAUGUUUGUUUUGUAUUUAAGUCAGUUUGUCGGUUUUCUUUGUUUCCAUCUGAUGGUUUAAACUCGUUACUGAAUGUUUAAUUUUUUGGAAAUUUCCUUGUAUAAAGAUCAAAUGUUUGCCUGGUAAUGAAAUAAAAUGACUUCUGUUGA